CCGAGCGAAUGUGGCCCGCGAGAGAAAAUGGCGGCGGCGGCGGGGAAUCGCGCCUCGUCGUCGGGAUUCCCGGGCGCCAGGGCAGCGAGCCCGGAGGCGGGCAGUGGCGGCGGCGCCCUUAAGGCGAGCAGUGCGCCCGCGGCAGCCGCGGGACUACUGCGGGAGACGGGCAGCGCGGGCCGCGAGCGGGCGGACUGGCGGCGGCGCCAGAUGCGCAAAGUGCGGAGUGUGGAGCUGGACCAGCUGCCGGAGCCGCCGCUCCUCCGCGCCGCCUCGCCGCCCUGCUCCUCCACCUCUCCGUCUCCGGAGCCCGCGGACGCGGCGUCGGGCGGGAGCGGCUUCCAGCCGGUGGCGGUGCCGCCGCCCCCCGGAGCCGCGAGCCGCGGCGGCGUCCACCCAGCCGAGCCGGCGGCCGCGCCGGACUUAGGCGCCCGGAGUCCCGCAGGGGCCGAGCCCGGGGAGAAGCGAGCGCCGGCCGCCGAGUCGUCUCCAGCAGCGGCCCCCGCCGGUCGUGAGAUGGAGAAUAAAGAAACUCUGAAAGGGCUGCACAAGAUGGAUGAUCGCCCAGAGGAGCGGAUGAUCAGGGAGAAGUUGAAGGCAACCUGUAUGCCGGCCUGGAAGCAUGAGUGGUUGGAAAGGAGAAACAGGAGAGGCCCUGUGGUGGUAAAACCAAUCCCUAUUAAAGGAGAUGGAUCCGAAAUGAAUACCUUGUCAGCUGAGUCUCAAGGAGAAGGGCGGGCCAGUGCCACCUCCCCAGCGCCCAAGGGCCGACGCAGUCCGUCUCCCAGCAGCUCGCCAUCAGGUCGCACGGUGAAAUCCGAAUCUCCAGGAGUUAGGAGAAAGCGAGUUUCCCCGGUGCCAUUUCAGAGCGGCAGAACCACACCACCCCGAAGAGCCCCUUCGCCAGAUGGCUUUUCCCCGUACAGCCCCGAGGAGACGAGCCGCCGUGUGAACAAAGUGAUGCGGGCCAGGCUGUACUUACUGCAGCAAAUCGGACCCAACUCUUUCUUGAUUGGAGGAGACAGCCCUGACAAUAAAUACCGUGUAUUUAUUGGGCCACAGAACUGCAGCUGUGGGCGUGGGACAUUUUGUAUUCAUCUGCUGUUUGUUAUGCUCCGGGUGUUUCAGCUAGAACCUUCAGACCCUAUGUUAUGGAGAAAAACUUUAAAGAAUUUUGAGGUUGAGAGUUUGUUCCAGAAAUAUCAUAGUAGACGUAGCUCAAGAAUCAAAGCUCCAUCUCGUAACACCAUCCAGAAGUUUGUUUCACGCAUGUCCAACUCUCAUACAUUGUCCUCAUCUAGUACUUCUACAUCUAGUUCAGAAAACAGCAUAAAAGAUGAAGAGGAACAGAUGUGUCCCAUUUGCUUACUGGGCAUGCUUGAUGAGGAAAGUCUUACAGUAUGUGAAGAUGGCUGUAGGAACAAGCUGCACCACCACUGCAUGUCAAUCUGGGCAGAAGAAUGUAGAAGAAAUAGAGAACCUUUAAUAUGUCCCCUUUGUAGGUCUAAAUGGAGAUCUCAUGAUUUCUACAGCCAUGAAUUGUCAAGCCCUGUGGAUUCCCCUUCUUCCCUGCGAGCAGUACAGCCACAGACUUUGGCUGGAUCGCAAAGAAGGAAUCAAGAGAGCAAUUUUAACCUUACUCAUUAUGGAACUCAGCAGAUCCCUCCUGCUUAUAAAGACUUAGCUGAGCCAUGGAUUCAGGUGUUUGGAAUGGAACUCGUUGGCUGCUUAUUUUCUAGAAACUGGAAUGUAAGAGAAAUGGCCCUCAGGCGCCUUUCCCAUGACGUUAGUGGGGCCCUGCUGUUGGCAAAUGGGGAAAGCACUGGAAGUUCUGGAGGCAGUGGUGGAGGCGGCCCGAGUGCUGGGGCCUUCAGCGGCUCUUCCCAGACCAGCAUCUCAGGAGACGUCGUGGAUGCAUGCUGCAGUGUCCUGUCAAUAGUCUGUGCUGACCCGGUCUACAAAGUGUAUGUUGCUGCUUUAAAAACAUUGAGAGCCAUGCUGGUUUAUACUCCUUGCCACAGUUUAGCAGAAAGAAUCAAACUUCAGAGACUUCUCCGGCCUGUUGUUGACACCAUCCUAGUCAAGUGUGCCGAUGCCAAUAGCCGCACAAGUCAACUGUCCAUAUCAACACUACUGGAGUUGUGCAAAGGGCAAGCAGGAGAGUUGGCAGUUGGUAGAGAGAUACUUAAAGCUGGAUCCAUUGGUAUUGGUGGUGUUGAUUAUGUCUUAAGUUGUAUUCUUGGAAACCAAACUGAAUCAAACAACUGGCAAGAACUCCUGGGCCGCCUUUGUCUUAUAGAUAGACUAUUGUUGGAAUUUCCUGCUGAAUUUUAUCCUCAUAUUGUCAGUACUGAUGUAUCACAAGCUGAGCCUGUUGAAAUCAGGUAUAAGAAGCUGCUGUCCCUUUUAACCUUUGCUCUACAGUCUAUUGAUAAUUCCCACUCCAUGGUGGGUAAGCUCUCUCGAAGGAUAUAUUUGAGUUCUGCAAGAAUGGUUACUGCAGUACCCAAUGUGUUUUCAAAACUGGUAGAAAUGCUGAGUGUCUCCAGUUCCACUCACUUCACCAGGAUGCGUCGUCGUCUGAUGGCUAUUGCUGAUGAGGUGGAAAUUUCUGAGGCCAUCCAGUUGGGACUAGAAGAUACUUUGAACAGCUAUUUCCAGGCAUCUGCCCCUAACAGCUUCCCAGAGGAUGGUUCCCUGGGUGACACAGUCCAUUUAGAGAAAACUGGAAAAGGAUUACAUGCUACAAAGUUGAGUGCCAGUUCAGAGGACAUUUCUGACAGACUGACCAGCAUUUCAGUAGGACUUCCUAGUUCAGCCACAACAGAACAACCAAAGCCAAUGGUUCAAACAAAAGGCAGACCCCACAGUCAGUGUUUGAACUCCCCUCCUUUAUCGUCUCAUUCCCAUUUAAUGUUCCCAACUGCAUCAACCCCAUCGUCAUCUGCCCCAUCUGUACCAGCUGGCUCUGUAACAGAUGUCUCGAAACAUAGACCUCAGGGAUUCGUUCCCUGCAAAAUACCUUCUGCAUCUCCUCAAACACAGCGCAAGUUUUCUCUACAAUUCCAGAGGAACUAUUCUGAAAGCAAAGACUUAGAGAAACUCUCUCCAAUCUUUACUCAGUCAAGACCUUUACUCUCCAGUAAUAUACACAGGCCAAAGCCAUCUCGACCUACGCCAGGCAACACAAAUAAACAGGGAGAUGCCUCCAAAAGUAGUAUGACACUUGAUCUCAAUAGUACUUCCAAAUGCGAUGACAGCUUUGGCAGUAGCAACAAUAGCAGUAGUGCUGUUAUACCAAGUGAAGAGACAGUGUUCACCCCGGUAGAGGAGAAAUGCAGAUUAGAUGUCAAUACAGAGCUUAACUCCAGUAUCGAGGACCUCCUUGAAGCAUCUAUGCCUUCAAGUGAUACAACGGUUACUUUUAAGUCAGAAGUUGCUGUACUCUCUCCUGAAAAGGCAGAAAAUGAUGAUACCUACAAAGAUGAUGUGAAUCAUAAUCAAAAGUGCAAAGAAAAAAUGGAAGCUGAAGAAGAAGAAGCUUUAGCCAUUGCCAUGGCAAUGUCCGCGUCUCAGGAUGCCCUCCCCGUAGUGCCUCAGCUACAGGUGGAAAAUGGAGAAGACAUCAUCAUUAUUCAACAGGAUACACCAGAGACUCUCCCAGGACAUACCAAAGCAAAACAACCUUACAGAGAAGAUACUGAAUGGCUGAAAGGUCAGCAGAUAGGCCUUGGAGCAUUUUCUUCUUGUUAUCAGGCACAAGAUGUGGGAACUGGAACUUUAAUGGCUGUUAAACAGGUAACAUAUGUGAGAAACACAUCUUCUGAGCAGGAAGAAGUGGUGGAAGCGCUGAGAGAGGAGAUAAGAAUGAUGAGCCAUCUGAAUCAUCCCAACAUCAUUAGGAUGUUGGGAGCCACGUGUGAAAAGAGCAAUUACAAUCUCUUCAUUGAGUGGAUGGCAGGAGGAUCUGUAGCUCAUCUCCUGAGUAAAUAUGGAGCUUUCAAGGAAUCUGUGGUUAUUAACUAUACUGAACAGUUACUUCGUGGCCUUUCAUAUCUCCAUGAAAAUCAAAUCAUUCACAGAGAUGUCAAAGGUGCCAAUUUGCUCAUUGACAGCACAGGUCAGAGGCUGAGAAUUGCAGACUUUGGAGCAGCAGCCAGGUUGGCAUCUAAAGGAACCGGCGCAGGAGAGUUUCAGGGACAGUUACUUGGGACAAUUGCAUUUAUGGCACCUGAGGUACUGAGAGGUCAGCAGUAUGGUAGGAGCUGUGAUGUGUGGAGUGUUGGCUGUGCUAUUAUAGAGAUGGCGUGUGCAAAACCACCUUGGAAUGCAGAAAAACAUUCCAAUCAUCUUGCUUUGAUAUUUAAGAUUGCUAGUGCAACCACUGCUCCAUCGAUUCCUUCACAUCUGUCUCCUGGUUUACGUGAUGUAGCGCUGCGCUGUUUAGAACUUCAACCUCAGGACAGACCUCCAUCACGAGAGCUACUGAAGCAUCCAGUCUUCCGUACUACAUGGUAGCCAAUUAUAUGAAUAAACUCUCAUAGAGACAGAAUGCUCAACAAGAAAGAAAAAACUGUGGGAAACCACAUUGAUAAUCUGCUGGCCUUCAUGCUACUGAGCAGCUAUGAAGAAGGCCAGUAGAAAACCCUUACCUAAGUAUGUGAUUGACAAAUCAUGAUCUGUACCUAAGCUCAGUAUGCAAAAGUCCACAACUUGUGCAAAAACUGUAAACAGUGCCUUUCAAAGAACUGGCCCUAGAUGAACAGGAAAGCAAUGAAGUUUGCAUGACUAAGUAACAGAAGCAUUAUGUUUUUGGAGCACUUUUUCAGCAAUAUUAGCAGCUGAGGGGCUCAGGAUCUAUUUUGAUGUAUCAGUUUUUCUUCCAUUUCAUAUAAUGAUCACAAGCAGGGGGUUCGGCAAUUCCGUUUUUUAUAUUGUUGUCCAUUGUGGGAUGUUUUUUGUUUUGUUUUGUUUUUGUCACUGGCUGUAAAAAUCAGUAUCUGCCUCUUUUAAGUCAGUCUAUGAGUAGCAGUAAAUAUAAAUAUAUAUAUAUACAUCUAUAUAUAUGUGUGUAUAUACACAUACAUGUACAUGUAUAUAUGUAUACCUGCAUGUAGUAUAUACAGGUGUAUAUGUACGUAUGUGUAUGUGCAUGUGUAUGUAUGUGUAUAUAUUUAAAGGUUAAUAACUUUCUGACACAGUUGACCUUUUUUAUAUCAAAUAUGGGGGCAGUUGUGGUUCAUUGUGCAUUUUACUGUUGGCCCAUUCAUUUCGGUUUUGUUUUUGGAAAUUAUGGUUCUGUAUUUUCAUUUCACCUUUAUUUAUGUGUUUAAUAUUCAGGGAAAGGUGUUCUCUUCAAGCCAGAAAAAAACCACAAUAGAACAAGGUGUGAACUAGGGUUUAUUAAGUAUCUUGCUUUUGCAAGAGAUUUUAAAUAUUGGUUUGAUUUUGUUUUAAAAUGGAGUAUGAUUAUGUACUGCCUUGAAAUAGUCUCUCUGCCCUUACUGUGCAGGUUCAAUCUAAGUUCAUCAAAAACCAUCUGGUUUUUUAUGUAGCUUUCAACCAAGAGCAUGAUUACACUGAAAUGUAUUUUAAUUUUUUUUAAUGUUUCAGUGUCUCUUGCUAAACUGUAGGAAACUUCACACCAUUUAAGUCUUACUCUGUAUGUACAAUACAUCAUUCACCAUUACCACUGACUGUACCAGAACUACUAUUUUCCUUCGACCAUGCAUUUUAUCUGUAUAGUAGGCCUGGCUGAUAAGGAAAUUUAACUUAAUUAUUCAAAUACAAAUCAUUAAUGACUUUAAGCAGUAAAUUUGCUUUGAACUUGAAAAAUGAUCAGAAAGAAAAGUGCAGCUGAAUUAUAGUUACAUAAUUUCUUGGAUUUUAUUUAGUGGCUUUAGUCUGGAGUUGAAUUUAGAUGCAUGGAAUCUUGAAGGAAAAUGGUACCUCUCUUAUUGUGUGUGUGUGUGUGUGUGUAUGUGUGUGUGUGUGCAUGCGUGUGUGCGUGCGUGUGUCUUUGUCUUUUAAAGCAAGUACUGAUUAACUAUUAAAUACAACUUUGAGAUGUUUAAAUUUUAACUCUUCAGAAGCCAGUGUGAAAUAGAAUUGGUUGUUCACAAAGACUCAGGAUAAACUAAAUAAGCUAUAUAGAGUACAUUUAAAAUGUACAACACAAAUUGGAAGUAAAAUAAGUUACAAGACAAGUUUACAGAUCUAUAUUGCAUAUAAUUUUUAAAAAGCAGUUUGUUUUUUAUGUGAAUGUGUUUCUUAAUGAAAUUUUACAUUCCUUUGUUUUGGAAGAUUGGCAAUUUUGAAGAGUUAAAAAUAGAAGAGAAAUGUGAAGUUUGGUAGCUCUAAAUGUAUUGUACUUGACUUUUAUUUUCUUUUUUAACUAGUUAGAAUUUUCACAAUUCUAAUAAGACUGUUUCCAAGUCUCCCAUGUGCAAGCUUUAAAGGAUGUACUCUUGCCAUUUUAUGUACUGGAAAAUCAUUGGUCAGAUUAAUACUGUAUCUGACAGAAAUGUAAACUGUAUAAACUGAGGAACCUCAGCUAAUCAGUAUUACUUUGUAGUCACCAUGCCCACCACAUUUCAAACUCAAAUUGUCUGUAGAUGUCAAAAUCCAUUGUGUUUGAGUUUGUUUGCAGUUCCCUCAGCUUGCUGGUAAUUGUGGGUUUUUUUGUUUUUUUUCAAUGCAAAUGUGAUGUGAUAUUCUUUAUUUUCUUUGGAUCAAAGCUGGACUGAAAUUUGUAUUGUGUAAUUAUUUUUGUGUUCUUAAUGUUAUUUGGUACUCAAGAUGUAAAUAACGUCUACUGCUGUUUAUUCCAGUUUCUACUACCUCAGGUGUCCUAUAGAUUUUUCUUCUACCAAAGUUCACUUUCACAAUGAAAUUAUAUUUGCUGUGUGACUAUGAUUCCUAAGACUUCCAGGGCUUAAGGGCUAACUUCUAUUAGCACCUUACUGUGUAAGCAAAUGUUACAGGAAAAAAAUCUCUGGGUUAAGAAAAUUUGGCUUAAAUGUAUCCUUUGUUUAUUUUAAAUAUAUCAAGAUAUUUUAAUUAAAAUUUUUACCCCAUUGAACCAAUUUUAUAGUAUUUGUACCUAUUUUGGUGUUUUGUCUUUAUAGUAAAUAAAAGUUUUUGAACAAAGUUAA
Messenger RNA from Perognathus longimembris pacificus (Pacific pocket mouse), 7154 nucleotides. RefSeq names its product mitogen-activated protein kinase kinase kinase 1 (gene Map3k1). The transcript has 20 exons. Gene Ontology annotation, molecular function: ATP binding; protein serine/threonine kinase activity; zinc ion binding. The coding region runs from base 28 to 4518 and encodes 1496 amino acids. Gene Ontology annotation, cellular component: cytoplasm. Gene Ontology annotation, biological process: protein phosphorylation. The record is from RefSeq and is a predicted model, not a curated record. NCBI's taxonomy places the organism in Eukaryota, Metazoa, Chordata, Mammalia, Rodentia, Heteromyidae.